Messenger RNA from Rhinopithecus roxellana (golden snub-nosed monkey), 1966 nucleotides. RefSeq names its product tripartite motif containing 50 (gene TRIM50). The record is from RefSeq and is a predicted model, not a curated record. The transcript has 7 exons. The coding region runs from base 132 to 1598 and encodes 488 amino acids. Gene Ontology annotation, molecular function: zinc ion binding; protein binding. NCBI's taxonomy places the organism in Eukaryota, Metazoa, Chordata, Mammalia, Primates, Cercopithecidae.
UCUCCUGUGCCUGCUGUUUCCCUGCUGGGAAGAAGAAAAGGCUGAGCAAUCUCUUGAUCCAUCGGAUGAGUGAUGCUGGCCUGAGGCCGUAGUGGGAGGCCCAGCGGAUCCUGAGAAGCCAGUGAGUGUGGAUGGCUUGGCAGGUGAGCCUGCCGGAGCUGGAGGACCAGCUUCAGUGUCCCAUCUGCCUGGAGGUCUUCAAGGAGCCCCUGAUGCUGCGGUGCGGCCACUCCUACUGCAAGGGCUGCCUGGUCUCCCUGUCUUGCCACCUGGACGCCGAACUGCGCUGCCCCGUGUGCCGGCAGGCGGUGGACGGCAGCAGCUCCCCGCCGCCCAACGUCUCCCUGGCUCGGGUGAUCGAAGCCCUGAGGCUCCCUGGGGACCCGGAGCCCAAGGUCUGCGUGCACCACCGGAACCCGCUCAGCCUCUUCUGCGAGAAGGACCAGGAGCUCAUCUGUGGCCUCUGCGGUUUGCUGGGCUCCCACCAGCACCACCCGGUCACGCCCGUCUCCACCGUCUACAGCCGCAUGAAGGAGGAGCUCGCAGCCCUCAUCUCUGAGCUGAAGCAGGAGCAGAAGAAGGUGGAUGAGCUCAUCGCCAAACUGGUGAACAACCGGACCCGAAUUGUCAAUGAGUCGGAUGUCUUCAGCUGGGUGAUCCGCCGUGAGUUCCAGGAGCUGCACCACUUGGUGGACGAGGAGAAGGCCCGCUGCCUGGAGGGGAUAGGGGGUCACACCCGUGGCCUGGUGGCCUCCCUGGACAUGCAGCUGGAGCAAGCCCAGGGAACCCGGGAGCGGCUGGCCCAAGCCGAGUGUGUGCUGGAAGAGUUUGGCAAUGAGGGCCACCACGAGUUCAUCCAGAAGUUCCACUCCAUGGCCUCCAGAGCAGAGCUGCCGCAGGCCCGGACCUUGGAAGGCGCAUUCAGCCCCAUCUCCUUCAAGCCAGGCCUCCACCAGGCUGACAUCAAGCUGACUGUGUGGAAAAGGCUCUUCCAGAAAGUUCUGCCAGCCCCAGAGCCUCUCAAGCUGGACCCUGCCACUGCCCACCCACUCCUGGAGCUCUCCAAGGGCAACACGGUGGUGCAGUGUGGGCUCCUGGCCCAGCGGCGCGCCAGCCAGCCUGAGCGCUUCGACUACAGCACCUGCGUACUGGCCAGCCGCGGCUUCUCCUGCGGCCGCCACUACUGGGAGGUGGUGGUGGGCAGCAAGAGCGACUGGCGCCUGGGGGUCAUCAAGGGCACAGCCAGCCGGAAGGGCAAGCUGAACAGGUCCCCCGAGCACGGUGUGUGGCUGAUCGGCCUGAAGGAGGGCCGGGUGUACGAAGCCUUUGCCUGCCCCCGGGUGCCCCUGCCCGUGGCCGGCCACCCCCACCGCAUUGGGCUCUACCUGCACUACGAGCAGGGCGAGCUCACCUUCUUCGACGCUGACCGCCCUGAUGACCUGCGGCCGCUCUACACCUUCCAGGCCGACUUCCAGGGCAAGCUCUACCCCAUCCUGGACACCUGCUGGCACGAGAGAGGCAGCAACUCGCUGCCCAUGGUGCUGUCCCCGCCCAGUGGGCCUGGCCACCUCAGCCCUGAGCAGCCCACCAAGCUGUAGGGCCACCCAGGGUCCUGCCGGCCCACAGGCCCACCCCACAGGCACCAGGGACUCACGGGCUUCUGGGUCCCAAGGUGAUAUCUCCACUGUUUAGGAAGGUCUUCAGGCCUGUGUGUCCCUGGAACAUGUAAUGAUAGGGAACAGGACCCCAUUCCCUUUGCCAUCAGCCAGGGGUGUAUUUGUAAACGUCGGCCCCCAGGCCUCGGCAGCCACGGGACACACAGAGCUCCCCAUGGUCCCUGCUGACCACGCUGUCUGCGCAGACACUUCCAGCUGAGGGCAGAAAUAGUCCCAUGUAUACUUUUUCCUUAUUACUGUGAACUUUCAACUACUAUCAAGGAUAAUAAAUUUGACAUUAUUUCUUUCUC